This is a messenger RNA of Macrosiphum euphorbiae (potato aphid), 1602 nucleotides long. Lineage: Eukaryota; Metazoa; Arthropoda; Insecta; Hemiptera; Aphididae. The record is from the annotation of a GenBank genome assembly.
AUGGCUUCCGAACAUUUCAUACCUUCAAAGUUUGUGUUUUCUGCCGAUUACGCGCCUGUGGUAAAAAAUUUACCAAUGCUGGCGGCGUUGGCUGAGGCGUGUCUGUGGCCGGUGGUUUUGCUCCUGUUCGACGACCAGUUCGUGCCCCGGCUGUCAAACUUGUACCGGAGACGAAGCGUUUCGGAUCGGGCUAAGCCCCCACAAGGCUUACAUGGCAAGUUCCGCCCGUACAACGGUUCGUUGCAAGACGCCCGAAGGCCUCCACCGCCUUCCAGCGGCGGCGGCGGUGAAGCGGUCAGAUUUCCCAUCACCAACGGAUCUUUGUUCGCCAGCCUGGAUGGCAGAGUUCCGGUUCUGCACAACUAUAGACGAGGCGUUAGGACGAUGAGUGGCUUACUGGCUUCACCACCACCUCCACACUUUAUACACACGGCAACCGAUUCGGCAGUCGGUCACUGUUGUGAAGACGAACAUCACCACCUCCAUCAGCAGCAACAGCAUCAACAACAACAACUACAACAGCAACAGCUUCAUCACCGGUCACUGCGGUUUGCCAAUAUGGUGACCGCGUCAGCGACCAUGUCACCGACGACGGGGGACGACUGCAAAGUGGUGGCGGACGACUCGACGCCAGCCGACAGCCUAGACGACCAGACGAUCGUGGCGGGCGUCGCUUCCGUAGUCAGUGGCGUUCGAGCGACGGACAGCCGAUUGCCUCAAAACUUACAACAGCUCCGCGAAAAGUUGUACGCGCAAGACGACGACGAAGACGACGAGGCAAGUUGUUGCGGCAGCGACAGUGGCCGAGAAGCGGCCGUGGACGACGAAGAGUGUCGGGCAAACAGGCCUGAGGAGGUAACGGUGGCAGAAACGACGGCCGACGAUGAGGACGAUUCUUCGGACGACGGAUGUGACAGGCGGGACGAUUGCGACGACUGCGACGAAGAGGGCGGGUACGCCACGUUGUCCGCCCGGAGCGUGUGUUCGGCUACGACGGCUGCCAACGACGAUUUCGAGUAUUUCGCGGCGUCCGUUGACCGAUCUGGCGGCGGUGGUGGCAGUGGUGAAGACGUCAUGCCACCCACGACUGACCGAUCACCUGUUAGCGGUCGGGUCCCGUACCAGCGGGCGCCCACCAGACGAGCCAGGCACCACCAGCCACAGCCACAGCACCAUCUGCACCAUCGGCACCACCAGCAUCCACAGCCGUCACAGUAUCACCAGCAACACCACAGGCUCCAAGUGCGCGCCGCAGCACCAGCUCUGCCGCCCACUCCGCCAACGCCACGCAGGCCCAAGGCACGUCUCACGCCCGUCUUGUCGGUCGACUCGCUUGUCGCGGCCCAGGCGGCUGCUGAUGCCGCGGCCAACGCCGUGAGUUAUCCGCAUGCCUCUCAACUGCUGCAGCAGCAUCAUCAUCAGCAGCAGCAACAGCAGCAGUUUCAUCACCAACACCAUCAGCUGCACCAUCAUCACGGUGGCAGACAUCGCGGAGGCUUCGGUGGCAUUGCUGGCAGACGGCUGGGCGGCGGCGGUGGCCGCGGACACCACGGUGGUAGUGUGCCCGACCUGAAACGAGUGUUCAUAACGGAUUUCCUGUAA